This is a messenger RNA of Capronia coronata CBS 617.96, 1728 nucleotides long. RefSeq lists its product as uncharacterized. The record is from RefSeq and is a predicted model, not a curated record. The coding region runs from base 1 to 1728 and encodes 575 amino acids. The transcript has a single exon. Lineage: Eukaryota; Fungi; Ascomycota; Eurotiomycetes; Chaetothyriales; Herpotrichiellaceae.
AUGCGGCCCACACAGUCAACUUCGCAUCCAUAUGUCCUGCACACGUCUCGAGGCAGUUUGCGGGGUGUAGAGCAACGCGACCCCUCGGGCAACAUCGUGCUCUACCGCUUGACCAAAGUUCCAUAUGCAUUACCACCCGUAGGUCCACGACGCUGGCGACGUCCCCAGCCACUACCAUCGGACUUCAGCUUCUCAUCGAGCGAAGGGCAAGAGACAGCGGCGGCAAUAGAAACGCCCGGCGACUACACCAAAUUCGGCCCCAUAUGUCCUCAACCACACUACGCCCACGGACUGGCCAUGGUUGAGAACGCGCACUCGGCGCCGCCCAUCGAAAAUGUCCAGGACGAAGACUGUCUGUACCUCAACAUCUGGGUCCCGGCAGGCAGCCCGCCGUCGAAGGAAGCAGGCUGGCCCGUGCAAUUCUGCCUGCAUGGCGGCUGGCUCCAGAUCGGCGACGCGAUGCAGCAGCACGAUCACGACCCGUUCGACCUGCUGGCUAAUACGGCGCCGAGGAUCGUGGUCUCGCCAACCUACCGCUUGAAUGUGUUUGGGUUCCUCGGCGGCGCAGAUCUGGCGGCGCUGCACGAGGACCCGACGCCCUCGAACUACGGGUUCUGGGACCAGCGGUGCGCGCUGGAAUGGACGGCGAAACAUAUUGGAUUGUUUGGCGGCGACCCGAACAACAUCACAGUUGGCGGGCUGUCCGCGGGCGCCAACUCGACGUUCUUCCAGCUGAAUUACGACAGCCAGCUGCCGGCGGAGCGGCGGUUGAUCAGGCGGGUGUUUCUGUGGUCCAAUGCCGUCGCGAUCCAGCCGAACCCGACGGCCUCGCCCAUCCUGACCUCGCAGUUCAACGAGCUGAGUGGUGUCUUUGGCAUUCCUGAAAAUGCGGCGCCGGCAGAGAAAUUGGAUCGACUCAGAGCCGUGCCGGCCACGGAGUUGGUGGCCGCGCUGUCGAAGCUGAAGAUGCAUACGUUCCGCGCCAGCACCGAUGGCGAUUUCAUCAACCCGACGUUCCUGGCGGCGCUGCAUAGCGGGACUUUCACGACGCGGCUCUUCCGCAACGGCACCUCCGUCCUGCUCGGCGAGGUCAGCGACGAAAAGGAACUGUACAAGCUGGUCAACCCGCCCCAGAACUACGAGGACCUCUUGACCCAGCUGGCCAACUACUACCCGCCACCUGUCGUCAAGGCACUUUUGGGCUUGUACAAGUUGCCCGAGAAGAAGUCUCCGGACGCCACCGCCUGGGCUGAGGUGUUUAGUCAAAUGGUCGCGGACGCCCAGGUGCAUGCGUCCCUGCGCGGACUUACGCAUGUCUUGUUGAACCCGCCCUCUCGUCCCGGUGUCACGCCGCUGCCGCUGACCCGGGUCCAUCGGUACCGCAUCGCCUGGCGUGCAAAGGCCCUUGACAACUGGUACAAGCCUGAAGUUGGAGUCUGUCAUUCCGCUGACAUCCCCGUUUGGUGGGCCUCCGGCUGGCGCUACGACUAUACCGAUAGCGACAAGGCCACGGUUAAGAAAUUUCUCGGGCCGUUCGGUCAGUUCCUGUACGGCGAGAAGGUGGACUGGCCGUGCAGUGGGGAGGAUCGGCUACGGCUGUUGGAUCAAGACGGCCAGAUCCAUGACGACGCCCUGGAUGAGUUAUGGGACCGCGGGUUGCAGGUCUGGAAUGGUGUUUGGGAGGCGCAGAAGGAGUCUGUGGCCACAGAAGAGGAAAGCAGUUUAUAG